AUAGGACCUACUUUUUCUCUUACGGUCAAAAAAUCAAUUAACAAAAUCUCUACCACACUAUAUCUAAUAUGAUUUUAUUGUGUCAUGUUUAUCAAGCGUGGGGUUAAUAUAAAACUUCUAUCAGACUGUGACUAUGGGAUGUAAUUUGAUGCAAUAGUUAAAACUUUAUUCUUUUAAUGCGGGGUAUUGCAUCAUCUGAUGGUAAACCAAUAGGCUUAUCAUUUAAUAUUUCAGCUUCUUUAUGUAACUCCUCAUUGAUGAAAACAGCUCAAGUGUCUCUUUUUUCCCCUCAGUGUGUACACGAAGGUCGCAUUUAUCAGUUGAAGUUAUUCUGUGACAAAGAUUAUCCGGAGAAGCCGCCAAGUGUUCGCUUCCACUCUCGGAUCAACAUGACUUGCGUCAACCAUGAAACUGGACUGGUGGAACCAAAGAAGUUUGUACUUCUAACAAAUUGGCAGCGAGAGUAUACGAUGGAAGAUAUACUGACGCAACUGAAGAAAGAGAUGGCCGCCCCACAAAACCGUAAGCUAGUUCAGCCUCCCGAAGGAACCUAUUUCUAGUGUUCUAUUGGGAAAGGCACGUCCCGAAAAUGUUUUCUUCUCGACUCUGAUGGCCUCUUGAAAACGUUUGUACUGUUGGUUUAUGCUUGAUUGAAGGGAUUUCUUCUGCGUGUAAAUUGUUGAAUCCUUUUAUUAGUAAUCGAGUUUCUUGGAUUCAAGAAGUGGCCUGAUUUUGUGCAUGUGUUUAUAGUAUCCUUGCUUUUGUUAAGUCAUCUAAUUAUAUCUUUGAAGCAUAGAAGGUGAUAAACUAUAUUGUUAACAUGAGUUUAAUAUGUAUUAAUCUUAUUUCAGUCUUGUGUAA
This is a messenger RNA of Olea europaea var. sylvestris, 861 nucleotides long. RefSeq names its product ubiquitin-conjugating enzyme E2 variant 1C-like. Gene Ontology annotation, biological process: protein K63-linked ubiquitination; DNA damage tolerance. NCBI's taxonomy places the organism in Eukaryota, Viridiplantae, Streptophyta, Magnoliopsida, Lamiales, Oleaceae. Gene Ontology annotation, cellular component: nucleus. The transcript is spliced from 2 exons. The coding region runs from base 177 to 560 and encodes 127 amino acids. The record is from RefSeq and is a predicted model, not a curated record.